Messenger RNA from Bufo gargarizans (Asiatic toad), 1488 nucleotides. Its product is annotated as cytochrome P450 2C8-like. Gene Ontology annotation, cellular component: cytoplasm; intracellular membrane-bounded organelle. Gene Ontology annotation, molecular function: heme binding; iron ion binding; oxidoreductase activity, acting on paired donors, with incorporation or reduction of molecular oxygen, reduced flavin or flavoprotein as one donor, and incorporation of one atom of oxygen. The coding region runs from base 1 to 1488 and encodes 495 amino acids. The record is from RefSeq and is a predicted model, not a curated record. Gene Ontology annotation, biological process: xenobiotic metabolic process. Lineage: Eukaryota; Metazoa; Chordata; Amphibia; Anura; Bufonidae. The transcript is spliced from 9 exons.
AUGGCUCUGCAUAUUGCUUCCACACUUCUCCUGGCUACAGGCAUCACUCUACUAAUUUAUCUCAUUAAAUGGUGGCGUAAGGUCAAACAGAAUAACCUUCCCCCAGGACCUACACCUCUACCAGGCUUGGGGAAUAUGCUUCAGUUGGGCACCUCGGAAGUACCACAGUCUUUAGUGAAGCUGAGUGAGAAGUAUGGACCUGUCUAUACCAUCUACGCAGUCACCUUUCCAGCGAUAGUACUGAUUGGGUACGAUGCUGUGAAGGAAGCUUUGGUGGACCACAGCGACGCGUUUAGUGAUAGAGGAGACCCAGGAACUACAGAUCUUUUUUUUAAGGAUUUUGGGGUCAUUCAAAGCAAUGGAGAAAGGUGGAAAAUUCUUCGUCGAUUUUCUCUGACAACUUUAAGAAAUUUUGGAAUGGGGAAGAGGAGCAUUGAAGAAAGAAUCCAAGAAGAAGCCAGAUGUCUCACUGAGAAAAUAAUGAAGGAAAAAGAUUCUCCAAUUGACCCAACAUAUAUUCUACGACACGCUGUUUCCAAUGUCAUUUGCUCCGUUGUGUUUGGUGAAAGAUUUGACUAUGAAGACAAAAAAUUCUUGACUCUCUUGAAAUAUGUUGAUGAUAUUUUCCAGUUCUUCAACACUUUUUCAGGACAGCUUCUCAGCACAUUCCCAACCAUAAUGCGCUACAUUCCCGGUCCUCACCUGAACAUCUUCAAAAUUACUAGCAACCUUAAACAAAUUUUUAAUGAGAUGGCGGAUACCCAUCGAGCCACCCUAGAUAAGAACUGCCCUCGCGACUUAAUAGAUUGCUUCCUCAUGAAGAUGGAAGAGGAAAAAAAGAAUCCAGACACAGAAUUUCACAAGGAGAACCUAGAAGGGAUAAUAUUCGACUUAUUCUUAGCUGGAACAGAGACUACAAGUUUGACGCUGAGAUACGGUUUCCUUAUACUCUUGAAAUAUCCUGAAAUACAAGAGAAAAUCCACAAGGAGAUUGAUAAUGUAAUCGGCAAAAAUCGCUGUCCAUCAAUAGAAGACAGGAGUAAAAUGCCGUAUACAGAAGCUGUAAUCCACGAGAUCCAGAGAUUUGCAGAUAUUAUUCCUACAGGCCUACCCCAUGCUGCCAGCAAAGACACAACCUUUAGAGGAUACCACAUUCCAAAGGGAACCAUGGUCUUUCCAAUCCUGACCUCUGUCCUGAAAGAUCCCAAACGAUUCAAGAAUCCAAAUGAGUUUGAUCCUGGACAUUUUCUUGAUGAGAAUGGUCACUUUAAGAAAAGUGAUGCAUUUAUGGCAUUCUCUGUAGGCAAACGUGUGUGUUUGGGAGAAGGCCUGGCUCGCAUGGAGCUCUUCCUCUUUCUAACUACCAUACUGCAAAAGUUUACCUUGGAGCCUACAACAGACAGAAAGAAUCUCAGCAUAAAACCAAUUUCCAAAAGCAAUGCUUCAACACCUCAGUCAUACCAGAUGAAGGUCGUCCCUCGUUUCUGA